Chironomus riparius is the source of this 2251-nucleotide messenger RNA. The record is from the annotation of a GenBank genome assembly. NCBI's taxonomy places the organism in Eukaryota, Metazoa, Arthropoda, Insecta, Diptera, Chironomidae.
GCGGACGUAAAAUCAAUUUUAAGCAAUUUCUACUUUAAAUCAAAAUAUAACACAAUAAGUUCGUUGUGAUAAAAAGGAAAUUAUAAUUUUCAUUUAAAAUAAUACAUAGUUUAAAAAAUCAAAUACUAGCUAAAGUGGAAAUUUAAUUGUGUUUGAAAAUAUUUUACUAAGAAUUUUAUGCAAGACAUGUUUGGUUAAUUUAAAAUCAUCAAGUGUAUAUAAAAAAGGAUUUAAGAAAUUAGAAACAAUUUUCAAACUUUAUUAAUUUUUAUUGCAAACAAAUGAAAAACUAUUAGACGUACUAUGAUUCUUCAAUCAAAAUAUUAUCUUUAAAUCUAAACAAAAUGAAUAUAAAAUAUAUGUUUUGUUUAGUUUAUUUUGUGUGUUAUGGUAUAAGGCUUAUUGCUUCGAGCCACUGUGAAACAAUCAAAAUCGAAAUAUGUAAAGGAAUAGGAUAUAAUGAAACCUUAAUGCCUAAUUUGGUUGGGCAUGAGAUGCAAUCGGACGUAGAUUUAACUCUGCAGACUUUUUCUCCCUUGAUCAGUUAUGGAUGUAGUGCGCAGCUCAAUUUCUUUUUGUGUUCCGCAUAUCUACCAAUGUGUACCAUAAAAGUCAAUAGUGUUAUCGGUCCAUGUCGAAGCUUGUGUGAAGCUGUUCGUGCUAGAUGUCAUCCAGUAUUAAGUUCUUUUGGUUUCAGCUGGCCAAACAGCUUGGAUUGUAAUCGUUUUCCUAGAGACAAUAUGGAAGGAUCAAUGUGCAUGGAAGGUCCAGGUGAAACUUCAACUAUUUCUGAAGUCCCAAAUAAAGUUCAGCCACUACAAUCAUCAUGCAAAUAUUUGUAUAAAGCUCAUUUGUAUGUAAGACUGAUCAGAAAUAAUAGAUGCACACCACUUUGUGAAGCAGAAAUUCUAUUUGACACACACGAAAAACAUAUUGCUUGGUUGUGGAUUGGAUCAUGGAGCAUUGCAGCAAUCCUAAUAUCAAUAAUUGCAUUACUUUGUUUGAUUUUAUCUGAUAGUAAAAGAGAUAAAAACCUUUUACCUUUAGUAGUUAGUCACUGCUUAAUAGGAGUGUCAUGGAUUAUACGGAUUUUAGCUGGAAGAAAUAAUACAAGCUGUGGUUAUGAUAUGCAAUUUCCAGGAAUAUCAUUACUAUUAAGUGAUGGUUUAUCUACAUCUCCUUGCUCAUGUACUUUUUUACUCCGAUACUAUUUUGGAAUGUCAGCAUUAAUAUGGAUCACAAUUCUUUGCUUUCGAUGGAAUUUAAAUUUAAGAUGUUAUGUAAAAGAAACUCAAAAUAGUGAAUUGGUUCAUAAUACGUUUCUUCAAAUCUGUGCCUAUGGUAUACCAGCAAUUCAAACUAUAAUAUCAUUGGUCAUAAGACUUGUAGAUGCUGAUGAGCUUUUGGGGACAUGUUAUGUUGGAAAUCAAUCAGAUAGAGCUUUAUUGUCUUUGAUAGCGAUUCCAAUGUUAAUUUUUUGGACCAUUGGAUGCGGGUAUUUACUAAGUGGUUACUUAACGUUAAAAUCGUAUUCUAAUCUGAAAUUACCUGCGCAUUUGAACGGAAUGGGAGCAUUUUUAUUACUAUACAAUACUCUUACUGCACUUGUAUUGCUUUCAUUAUUUUAUAUUUUUGGCAAUAGAGAAAAUUGGAUUAAUUUAAUUGAUAACAUUAAUCAGAAUCAGCAACUAAAAGCGCCAUUAUGGUUGCACAUUUCUCAUCCAUUUUUGGAAUUACUUGCUGGUGUUCUUUCAUCUGCUUGGGCAAUAGGACCAAAAUUAAGAUUUGGCUUUUGCCAAGCUACCAAAACAAAACAACAAAUUUAUAAGACACCUGCCUCUGUACAGUGCCAACAUAACCCAUUUCAUUCUGCUUCAUAUCAAACUAUAUGUCCACCGAAUUCAGUAGUGUCUAAUUCUUCUAUAAUAUCAAUGAAUCUAGUAACAAAAAGCUCUUUUGUUAGAAAAAAUCACUCAUAUCACAUAAAUCCUCAUUCUCAUGGCCGAAGAUCUCGUGGUUCAUACAGGACACCUUCAAUUCAGUCAGCCAACUUAACAGCAAAUGAAACUAUUUUGUAAAACUUGCCAAUAUUUACAAAACUCAUGAAAAAGGUUCAAUAUUUUAAUCGUUAUUUGAAUGUGAUUGUGUGCUACAAAAUUGUUAUUUUUGUAAAUGUAUGAUUUUAAAAAAAAUGAAGAAAUAAUCUUUAAUUCCUGGCUGGCUGGAAAAAAACUAGAGCAGAAAAUAUAAA